AGGAAUAAAAGAACCUCACAAGUCUAAAAAAGAGGAACAAAAAUAGUAAAUGGAACCCAAUUGAAACAUAAAUUCUGACCAAGCAAUGUGACAAUUGUGUGGGAGCAAUUAUAUCUCUCUCUGCUCCCUUUUACCUUUGCCUUACAUUCCCUUUGGAGUUUCUUUUGACGGCAUUGUUUGGAACUUGAAGGGGGAUGUGGGUUUUCUCUAUCUAGGAAUUUCAUCAUCAAUUCAAGAAUAGAAGAAAAUGAUCAGGUUUUUCUUUUUAUUUUCCCUGCUGCUCCAUGCAACUUUAGCGAAGAAAGCAGCACCAGCAGGACCUUCAGAGAAAUGGCUCACCUUAAGUGGUAAACCACCCCUUGUUAUAGCUCGUGGUGGAUUAUCGGGGAUCGCUCCUGAAUCGAGCCAGAUUGCAAAUACGAUGGCUAUUAGCACAACUGCAGGUUCUACGAGUCCAGCUAUUUUCUGCAAUCUUCAAUUAACAAAAGAUGGCAUGGGAAUAUGUCAGACAGAUAUCAGGCUUGAUAAUUCAACAACCAUAGCACAAGUCUAUGGACUAAAAGAACAGAAAACAUACAAAGUCAAUGGAGAGAAUGUACAUGGAUCGUUUGCUUUGGAUUACAUACUUGAUGAGCUAUACAGCAAUGUCACAUUGAUGCAAAAUAUAAUGUCUCGACCAGAUGUGUUUGAUGGCCUGCUGCCAAUAUCUAGUGUCGAUGAUGUAGCAGGAACUAAGCCCCCACAGCUUUGGCUGAAUGUUCAGUAUGACAGAUUCUAUACCGAGCACAAACUCAGUAUGGCAUCUUUCAUUCAGGAAACGACAAGACUUACUGGUGUGAACUACAUUUCAUCACCUGAGAUUGGCUUCUUGAAGUCAAUGAACGGAAAGGUGAACAAAGCGCGGACAAAACUCAUCUUUACCGUCCUAGGCCCAGAUGUACUUGAACCCACAACCAACCAGAAAUAUGGUGUAAUCAUAAAGGAUCUUGCCACAGUCAAGUCAUUCGCAAGUGGCAUUCUUGUUCCCAAAGGAUACAUAUGGCCUGUUAAUAAACAAAACUAUUUAGAAGCAGUUCCAACUACUCUUGUGACUGAUGCCCACAAAGAAGGCCUGGAAGUUUAUGCUUCUGGAUUUGCAAAUGACAUGCCAGCAAGUUACAACUACAGCUAUGAUCCAUCAGCUGAGUACCUGCAAUUUAUCGCCAAUUCCCAGUUUUCCGUUGAUGGGGUGCUCACCGAUUUCCCUCCUACAGCAGCACAAGCCAUUGCUUGCUUUGCUCAAAUGGGGAAUGGAACCACGACUAGGAAAGGACAACCUUAUUUGAUCAUCACACACAAUGGAGCAAGUGGGGUUUAUCCUGGCAGCACUGAUCUUGCUUACCAGCAAGCAGUAAACGAUGGGGCUGACAUUAUUGAUUGCACAGUUCAGCUAUCAAAGGAUGGAGUUGCCUUCUGCUCGGACACUGCAGACCUUGCAGGAGAUACUACUGCAAUGAGUUCUUUUAUGGCUCGAGCAACCACUAUCCCUGAAAUUCAAGCAAAGAGUGGAGUCUUUUCAUUCGAUCUUGAAUGGAGCGAGAUUCAAACCCUCAAGCCUCAAUUGGCUAGUCCUUUCGAAACCACUCAAAAUCUUGUAAGGAACCCAGCAGCCAAAAAUGCAGGUAAACUUGUUACACUUGCCGAGUUCCUGGACUUGGCUAAGACAAAGGCAGUAUCUGGAAUCAUGAUCGACAUUCAGAAUGCUGCUUACUUAGCAUCCCACAAGGGUCUUGACAUUGUAGCUGUUGUGACCUCUGCCUUGAGCAACGCCACAUUUGAUAAGCAAUCCACUCAACAAGUCUUGAUUCAAUCAGAUGACACUUCUGUUCUGUCCAAAUUCAAGGAGGAUCCUACAUACAAACGAGUGUUGAGUAUUGCAGAACUAAAAGGUGAUGCACCCAAGCAGUCUGUAGAUGAGAUCAAGAAGUUUGCUGAUGCAGUCAAUGUUCCAAGAGGGACACUCCUUGUGACUACAGAAGAUGGUUUUACAAAAUCCACCACAAAUGUUGUUAAGGAAAUGAAAGCUGCAAAUAUCUCUGUAUACGUCUCCGUACUAAUGAAUGAAUUCCCCACACUCGCAUUCGAUUUCUUCUCAGACCCCAUAAUUGAGCUUGCCUCCUUCAUCCAAGGAUUGGAAGUCAAUGGCAUAGUAACAGAAUACCCUGCAACCGCAAGCAGAUACUUGGGAAGUCCAUGUUCUGAGCCGAAUGCCAAGACAGCCUUCUUGAUGUCUCCAAUUGGUGGAUUGCUGUCGACAGUGGAAUCGAGAAUGCAAGCACCUGCCGCUGCCCCUGCUCCACCGAUUGAGGUAGCAGAUAUUGUUGACCCACCAUUGCCACCAGUGACCAAAUCCUCAACACCCGAUGGUGCGGGUGCGGGCGCGGGUUCUAAUGUUACUCCUGCACCUGGACCUCGUUCAAGUGGUUUUGCAGGCAAUGCUAAUGUGGGUCUUUCUUUACUGGCCAUUGCUGUGCUUAGCUUCUUCUCCAUCGGAUAUUAUCUGUAGUCACCAUGUCUUGGAUCUGUAACACUAUAUUUGUUUCACUUACACUUCGAAAUUAAGCCAUUAGCAUCUGUUUCAUAAAGAGUUUGUAUUAUACUCAACAAAUUUGUGAUUAGUUUCUAUAUUAAGACAAUUAAUUCCAAGAUCCUAUUAAAUCCCAGUUAAUUAUUCAUAAAUUUGAUGCUAGAUUCCAAUCUGGAAGAAAAAUUAGGUUUUUCCUCCUAUUAUCAUCGUUUUCUAAGAAGCGAAACAGGAUUAAGCAACAAAAGAAUUGACAACGAGGCUCAGAUUCGCCUUUUAUCAGGCAAGAGAGUAACAGUCAGCUGCCAUGGCUGCGAUCAACACGGUUGCCCCGUGAAAAGAACAUAGUCACGUAUCUAUUCACAGAGCUUCCGCUCUCGCCUCGCCAGGAAACUGGUUGUUAGUCAGUGCCUGAAUCAUGCUUUUAAGAGUUAUCAUCACAGCCUCAACGCAUUCGGAUUUUAGAAGAAUUGUUAUUGUUGUUGACUGUGGUGGUGAUGAAGAUAGAUAUAUAUAUAUAUAUAGACAGAGAAAGGGUGGUUGUUGUUCCAACGAUUUACAGUGAAAUCAUCGGCUCCGCAGGCAUUCAGAGAGGGAGGCAACCACCCUCAGGAACCAGUCCGGCCUCUCUGAGAGCAAAGCCUCAUUCUUAAACUAAUGAGUUGCAAACCCUAACUCGGUCUCACAUAUCCAUUUAUUACAUUGCCCCAAUUUUUAUGUACUUCCCAUUUUACCCUUCCUUUAACAUUAUUUGGUGACCGUAGGUCGUGGGUAUUAUUGUCCUUCGAUGAGGAUUGAAAUUGAAUUCUGCGUUCUUCUACACGUUCAGAGCAUGCGCGACCUCGAGCAGAGCGACAUUUUAUAUGCUGUUGAUCUUCUUCAAUGAAUUCUCAGUUUAAUGUUUGGAUUUGAAGCCUUUUAUUCCAAAUUUUCUUAGUUCGUUCACCGUGAUUUUCAUACUGUGGAAAUUCAGAAAAUCAAAUCGAAUUAAGAAAUCCUAAGUAAUUCUAAAAUUAGGGGAAAGAAAAGGGGCUGCGAGGCUCAGAUUCGCAUUUCAUUAGACAAGGAAGAUAGACCACCAUGGCUGCAAAACAUGGAGCUGCCGGUGAAACGACGGAGAACUCCACCGUUUCACCAGGCAAGUUCUCAAAGCUGCCUAGCCAAGUGACGGCGCUCUUCCGAUGCCUAAUUUUAGGGAUCUGAAAACGUAUCAUCACCGCCUCAUCGCAUUCGGAUUUACAUGAGAGAGAGAGAGAGAGAGCGAAAGAGCGAGAGUACAGAAAGCAGACAGACAGAUAGAUAUAUAUAUAUAUAUAUAUAUAUAUAUAUAUAUAUAUGUAUGUAUGUGAAAGGGUUGUUGGUAAUACUAAUGUGAAAUCAUCGGCUCCGCUAUCAAUCAGAGAGGGGGCAACCACCCUCAGAAACCUUCAUCUCUCUGAGAGCAAAACCUCAUUCCUGUUAACAGUAGAUCCCAUUGCUCUCUGCAAUGCCAUGGCCCCUCCUUUUGAAGUCCUUGUUUCUCCACUUGUUCCAUU
Molecule: messenger RNA, 4098 nt
Organism: Tripterygium wilfordii
Lineage: Eukaryota; Viridiplantae; Streptophyta; Magnoliopsida; Celastrales; Celastraceae
Product: glycerophosphodiester phosphodiesterase GDPDL7
Exons: 10
Coding region: 248-2545 (765 amino acids)
Biological process (GO): lipid metabolic process
Molecular function (GO): glycerophosphodiester phosphodiesterase activity
Source: RefSeq, a predicted model, not a curated record